AGGACAGGAAACAGUUUCUUAGGAACUGCACAUUGCUCUGGACUCAUUCAUGUGCACACACUUUAAACACUGCUCUGUCUCUUUUAUACAAUAAUAUUUAUGCCUGGUGACCUUUAACAGUCUGCAUUUUUCUAUAGGAACAUAUCUAAAACUCGUUGGAUUAAGCAAUGACUAUGCUAUUAUGUCUUUUUAUUGUUCUCUGUGUGUCUGUAUCAGUGCCUGGAGUGACCGUCGGUACAAAUACAACUGAUAAAAAUCAAUCUACAGAUACAGAUACUUCUGGUGGCAUGAUGACCCUUUCUCCCAACCACACACGUGGUGACGCUUCUCCAACACAGACCCCAGACAACGGGCUCAGCACUUUGGCCUUCGGUGUGAUGAGCUUCAUUCUCAUUUUGAUCAUUGUCAUGGUGAUCUUGGUAACAGUUGUUAACCUCAGAGGACGGUGCAGUAAUACAAAGGAUGAUGGUGUCAAAAACUAUGGCUCUGUGAUAUCGGAAGGGCAAAUAAGACACAGUGAAGAGAGGGAAAGCAUCAUGCUAGUCUCCAUGAGGACAUUAAACACAGACACUGACACAGAUUCAGUACGGCUCUCCUCCAUUUUCAGUUCAGCACCGGACAGUGAAUACCAAUAGCUCAGAAUCUGAGCUUUUGAGCUAUCUGAUUUCCUUCACUGCUGUUUCAUUCUGACACCAACAACUGCCUUUUCAUUCUCCUACAACAUGUCUUUGUACAGUUUGUCUCACAUUUGCAAAUAUUUAUGCCAAAUUAAAUGAUCACAUAAUAUAAGCUAA
Hemibagrus wyckioides is the source of this 794-nucleotide messenger RNA. It is a transcript of the gene ecscr, whose product is annotated as endothelial cell surface expressed chemotaxis and apoptosis regulator. NCBI's taxonomy places the organism in Eukaryota, Metazoa, Chordata, Actinopteri, Siluriformes, Bagridae. The record is from RefSeq and is a predicted model, not a curated record. The transcript is spliced from 8 exons. Bases 168 to 635 code for a protein of 155 amino acids.